AAUAUUAAAUGGAGUGUAAGAAUGGUUGCAUGAAAACUUUUUGUAUUGACGUAUAUUCAUAAUGUUAUCUGGGCCAUUUAAGUACAUUUUUCUGAUAAGAAGCGCCUAUAUAACGAUGAAAAUCGUUGAACGACCACCGUUACAUUUGUAUUGCAAUGAAUGCUACUCUACAGUCGAAAAUCCGUAUAAAUUGUGGCAACUUCUUGAGGAGAUGGGCUGAGGGCAGUAACCUUGUUUUUGGGAGAAUAUACGAGUGCAGGGCUUUAAAAUUAGUAUAAACAGUGAGGGUAGUUGCUAGAGUUUAACUGUAAUCUGUAACAAUGUUGUACGGACCGAAUUUGAAGCGAUCCUAUAAGUAUAUAAUGUUUGCCUCCAAGAUGCCUCUGCUGAGGUUCGAGCAGAGCGAUUUGAAGUGCAAAAAUGGCUGUGACUACUUCGGGAACCCGCAAUGGCAGGGAUACUGCUCCAUGUGUCAUAGAGAGCAAAUGAGUCGACAACGGAGGGCAGAGAAAGCAACAUCAGCCACUCUACCAAAACCUGAGCAGAAAAAACCAGAUCAGGGCUUGAAGCUGGCCGCACGCUCGUCAUUCUCCAAAUUCGAGGAAAAACGGCAGCGGCAGAGCGAGACGUUGAAGAAACACAAUCUCCUUAAGUUUACAGUUUUCAAGAAAAGCAGCACAGAUGAUCACGAUCAUACCCCAGAGAAGAGGCCGCCGGAGUUUAAAAUACCGCCUAUGGUCAAAGAUGGUAUGAAACAGGAGUUUCGCACACGUUUCCCCACACUACCCCCACAAGUGGACAGAGACGCGCGGGUGUUUGUCCACACUUUUAUUAUGGAUGUUAUCAAGUGCGCCAAUGUGAUGACUGUCGACGAAUUGUCGGAGAGAGUGCAGAGGCAGUACCAGCGUUUUAUGAAACAUAUGGACACGUCGCAACACUUCGCCAGCGUGGAUCCAGACAUGAAGGAACAGCUUAUGGAUUUCGUUGAAAAACACGCCAUGACUUAUUUACACGAUCUGCCGUCCGUUGUGUUUUCGCCGAUUGGCACUGAUGACGAACGAGCGGAUCGAGCGAUGUCCGAACGGAUACAGCAGCUGAGCUGGGUCGGGGAGAAGCAUCUCGAGUGCAAGCUGGACAGGAACAGCGCCUCCUGUCGACAGCUGCUGUACAAGGCGAUAAACGAACUUCUGGGUAUGGACAGCGCGCCGUCACCCGGCGGUAAGCUGCGGCAGGUGCGGCGCUGCUGUCGCCACGUGCUCGCACUCUGCGCCCGCGACGGAGCCCCGGCCUCCGCUGACGACCUGCUGCCCGCACUCAUAUUUACGGUGCUAAAGGCUAAUCCGCCUCGAUUAGUAAGCAAUAUAAACUUCGUGACUCGGUUUUGCAACGCACAACGCCUGAUGACUGGAGAGGGCGGUUACUACUUCACAAAUUUGUGUUGCGCGAUAUCAUUCAUCGAGAACCUGACGGCCGAGUCCCUGAACAUGGACAAGAAGGAAUUCGAUUGCUACAUGGCGAUGCCUGCCUCCAUCGGGGGAAGUUCCUGGGCUGCGGCGCUGCUGCUGUGUGGGGCGGAGCGCGAGGAGGCGGAGCACCAGGCGGCGCUGCAGGCGGCGCACGAAGACCUUGAAGACAUGCAGCGCCGCGCGGAACGCCUCGCAGUCGACUCGAUCACGUUCGAGGAACAAAUAUCGAAGAAAGUUCAAGACGUUCUCACCAAAACACCACUGGAAAUAAAACCGCGCCGGGAGGUCCCACGCAUAGGAAAAUUAAAAGAAACGCCACUAACACCGCUCAUAGAUUUAGAUACGAGCACGUUGGAAGACACCAGACCUAUUCCAGAAACGGUUUCUGAAAACCGGCCAGUCAGUCAGACAAAUGGCGAAAGUUUUCCACAGGACCAUCAAAUGGAAACACAAACACCCGCAAACUCUGUUCAAGCAACUGAAGAUAUAGAAAAGCUCAAUAUUUUAGGAUUCGAAGUCAUAGACAAAUCGUCACCUUCUAAAUCCCCACAACACCUAGACCAGCCAUGGGAUCUCAAGCAGACGAGUUCUCUGGAACUCCUUACACCAUCACCACUAGGGUUCUCGCCGUUCGACUCCAGAUCUAUAGACGAACUGAUGACACCAGACGAAUUCGGGGCGGACCAGAUGGCGCCGGGCUUGAGUAAUAUAAACUACGAUAUAGAUCUGUCAGACCUGAGUGGCGACAACAGUAUAGCCGAAGAUGCCCCAAAACCAGAAGCCAAAGACCCUUUUAGUCCUGAUGUGCUUAAAAAGCAAAUGUUUGAUCCUUUCGCCCCACAACCGGCUGCGCCUGAAUCUCUAAACACCAUAUUAGACAAGUUCGACGAAUUCAGCUUAACAUAUAGAGCUAAUCAAACGCUAGAUCCAUUUGAAAUAGUUCAUAGAGGAGUUGACCCUUUCAGCCCUCCAGGUCCAAGUCUGCCACAGACUAGCAGUAGAGACCCGUUCAGUCCAGUACAAAAAGAAUCCACUUCACUGUUAGACGAUAAUGAGUCCCCCACAGCAGCGUCUUUGUUACCAUCUCCUCUACAACCUCAAAGUAGUGAGAAGCCGUCAUAAUGUGAGCGUGAGUUUAGUUAAUUGUUGACAUUUGUUAUAACCAAAGUUAAUUUUGGUCGGUGCUGAUAAUUUACAAAAUGAAAUUCUAUUUAGAGAUGGCACGUUUGACCCAUAGCUAGAUGGUAUACAGCCAGUGUUAAAAUGCAAAAUACAGUGAAUUGAGUGGUAUAAGGUGAAGGAUUUUUUCCCAGUUACAUAUAAGGACGAUAUAUUAUUUACAAGUGUUAGAUUGUCUAUUAAAAAUCAUGUUAAUUCAAGUUAUUUCCAUUUGCCAGUUGCGUAUAGAAAUCAUAUAUUUGUAACGAUGUUGUUUUAUAAUGUACAGUCUGACAUAAUGCAUGUCGAAUUGAAAAUACUUUAUUAUUAGUUUGGAAUAUAAUUGUUUGAAACUCAAAUAUUACGGAAAUGCAAUUAAAUUGUAUAUAUAUGUACUGUUUUAAAUUUGACGGUGUCAUUAUUUUUACAUACAAUUAGAAAAAAUCACGAGAUCUUACCACGUUCCCGAUAUUUCGGCGGUGUUUCAACGGCCAUGAUUACGGGUAAACUGUGAAGAGCAGCGGGUAGAUGGUAAAUUAAUUAUUUUAUGGGCAGACAUAAUGAUCCCUUGAUUUUUCCUAAUUGUAUAUCUGAAAUAAACUUAAUUUUAUCUGUCUGAUGUCACAAACAGAUAAAAGCUAUGGUAUAGAAAUGCCAAUGGAAUUUUGAUUUGAUUGUAUUACCAGUUU
Messenger RNA from Achroia grisella, 3313 nucleotides. It is a transcript of the gene Rabex-5, whose product is annotated as rab5 GDP/GTP exchange factor. Gene Ontology annotation, biological process: vesicle-mediated transport. Gene Ontology annotation, molecular function: DNA binding; small GTPase binding; guanyl-nucleotide exchange factor activity. The record is from RefSeq and is a predicted model, not a curated record. The transcript has 10 exons. Bases 321 to 2588 code for a protein of 755 amino acids. Lineage: Eukaryota; Metazoa; Arthropoda; Insecta; Lepidoptera; Pyralidae. Gene Ontology annotation, cellular component: endocytic vesicle; cytosol.